AUGACAGAUCGUUUUGCACGCACAGAUGGCUCGACUACUGCCCCAUGCAACACCACGGCGGGCCUUUAUUGCGGAGGAACAUGGAGAGGUACAAUCAAUCACCUUGACUAUAUCCAAGGCAUGGGGUUUGAUGCUGUUAUGAUAUCUCCCAUCAUUGAGAACCUCUCCGGUCACGUUUACUAUGGUGAAGCCUACCACGGGUACUGGCCACUGGAUAUCUACGAAAUCAACCCAAAUUUCGGCACGAAACAAGACUUGCUCGAUCUGAGUGAUGCUAUUCACGAGCGAGGGAUGUACCUGUUGAUGGAUACGGUCAUCAACAACAUGGCCUACAUGACCAAUGGAAGCAACCCGGCCACUCACAUCGACUACUCCGUCCUCACUCCAUUCAACAAUGCCGACUACUUCCAUCCUUACUGCAAGAUCACCAACUGGGAGAACUUUACCAACGCGCAACUGUGUCAAACAGGUGACACGUAUGUCGCUCUUCCCGAUCUUUACACUGAGCACGAAGACGUUCAAAAGAUUAUGAUCGACUGGGCUGCGGACGUAAUGAAGACUUAUUCCGUUGAUGGGCUUCGUAUCGAUGCGGCCAAGCACGUCAGUCCUGGAUUCUUGAAGAAUUUCGUCGACUCGAGCACUGCAUUCAUGACCGGGGAAGUUCUUCAAUCGGAAGUCGACAUUAUCUGCAAUUACCAAGAGAAGUACAUUGGUAGCAUGCCAAACUAUCCGGUCUACUACGCAAUGUUGACUGCCUUCACAAACGGCAACAUUAGCCAACUCGCGUUGACGGUGGAACAGAUGAAGGCUGCCUGUCCAGAUGUGACAUCUCUCGUCUCCUUCUCUGAGAACCAUGAUGUCGAACGCAUUGCCAGUUUCGACGACGAUAUUUCGCUUGCCAAAAACAUCCUCGCCUUUACCAUUCUUUUCGACGGCGUGCCGAUGAUUUACGAAGGCCAAGAACAGCACCUCCCAGGAACAGGCACCCCGUUGAACCGUCAAGCCAUAUGGCUUACCGACUAUAAUACCGACGCCGUCCUUUACCAAUUAAUCAAAAAACUCAACACGAUUCGAAAACACGCUUACAAGCUCGAUAACGACUACGUGACGACUGAGUCACGAUCUGUUUUCGUCGGCAGCAGUGAGAUCGCUUUCGUCAAGGGCAUCGAGGGUCUCCAAGUCUUGACACUCCUCAACAAUCAAGGAUCGCAAGGCGGGGCGUAUCAGCUUACCUUACCGUUCAGCUACAAUGCGGGCACGGUGGUGACUGAGAUUCUAACCUGCAAGAACUACACGCUCAACGACAUGGGAGAACUCACCGUCGACAUGGAUAAGGGUGAGCCUCGAGUCUUCUAUCCGACCCAAUUUAUGGAAGGUAGUGGUCUUUGUAGCUGGCCAGCAGCCAACUUGUCUUUGGCAGCCAUUAAGACGGGCAAGACUUCAGCCUCGCUUGGAGUCGUUGGCGGUGGAACCCCCAAUCGCGUUGCUUGUGUCGCUCUCAUGUUGGCAAUUACGACAGGCCUAAUGACGAUGUUCUGA
Messenger RNA from Penicillium atrosanguineum, 1539 nucleotides. Its product is annotated as alpha-amylase. Gene Ontology annotation, molecular function: alpha-amylase activity; calcium ion binding. The transcript is spliced from 2 exons. Gene Ontology annotation, biological process: carbohydrate catabolic process. NCBI's taxonomy places the organism in Eukaryota, Fungi, Ascomycota, Eurotiomycetes, Eurotiales, Aspergillaceae. The coding region runs from base 1 to 1539 and encodes 512 amino acids. The record is from RefSeq and is a predicted model, not a curated record.